AUGGAAGCUACCACUCAAGCCAUCACUACCACCACUGAGGACAUGGUAGAAACGAUGCCAACGAUGGCACCUAUUCGCACAACAACGGAGGAAACAGAAAUGCAAAUGCCUACGCAAAGGCCAGAGAAAAAUAUGCUGGUGAGGAAUUUUGUUGCUUACAGUGUCCCACCUUCUAUUUUGAAAAAAAAUCGAACUAUGGCCAUGACCAAAAUUGCCAUUUCAAAAAAGAAGAACGUAGAGAAGGAUUAUGAUUUAUCCAGACAAGCCGAGGUCGAUCUAGAACGACUAAUUGCUCAGCUGAAACAACAAGAAGCGGUUGAUCUCAUCGAAGAACAUCCAGCUGCAGCCACCAUUGAUCUACCAAGGGCCGUCAUAAGCGGACGACGGAUUCGUCCAGGAAAUAGCAAUGCAAGGCUUGUACCACUAAGCGGAACUGCCAGGCUUCACGUUGGUCAGUAAAU
This is a messenger RNA of Cylicostephanus goldi, 461 nucleotides long. NCBI's taxonomy places the organism in Eukaryota, Metazoa, Nematoda, Chromadorea, Rhabditida, Strongylidae. The record is from the annotation of a GenBank genome assembly.